AAUUGAGUUGGUUUGAACGUAAUCUGGAAGUAUGGCGUCAAUUGUGGAGAGUUCUAGAGAUCAGUGAUGUCAUUUUAAUUGUGAUGGAUAUUCGAAAUCCCAUGUUACAUUUUCCUCGCUCGUUGUACAAAUAUGUGACACAUAAAUUGAAGCGAAAGAUUAUUGGUAUUUUUAACAAGGUGGAUCUUGUUUCUGAAUUUACAGUAUUUGCUUGGAGAAAGUAUUUUGAAGAAGAAUUUCCCAACUUGCGUAUUGCCACAUUUAGUUGCUUUCCCAGAGAUCCCAAUUUGAUUGAUGAUACAGCCACAUGUAAACAUGAAUUGUUUGUAUGGAAAGCCUUCAACUCACCACUUUAUUUUAGAUGCUCUCAAGACUCAGAUGAAGAGGCCUAGAAAACGUUACUUUCAUGCGCAAGGUGUACAAAAUAUAUUGUCUGUAUGUCGUGAUACCGUGAAUAAGCCUGGAGUACAUGUGGAUUGGAAACAUAUUAUUGCUCAAUACAAUGAAGAUAAUCCCGAGAUGAAUGACGACAGCGAUAAUGGCGAUGAUGAUAGUGACACGGGUAGUAUGGAUGGAUUAGACGACGAAUUCAGUAGGAUCUUGGAAAUUACAGGCAGAGAGAUCAAACCCCAUACUGAUUAUUUGACACUUGGACUGGUCGGACAUCCUAAUGUUGGUAAAAGUAGUCUCAUCAAUAGCAUUAUGAGAAGAACUGUGGUUAGCGCAAGUCGUACACCUGGUCACACAAAGCAUUUUCAGACUAUUCAUAUUGCUGAAAAUGUUCGACUUUGUGAUUCACCCGGUCUAGUAUUUCCUGCAUUAAUUCCUAGAGCACUUCAGAUUCUUUCUGGUAUGUAUCCUAUUGCACAAGUGCAGGAACCAUACAGUGCUAUUAGAUACCUUGCCGAGCAUAUCCAGUUGGAGAAGGUGCUGUCAAUUACACCACCAGUGGAUUGGGAUAAGAGCGAAGAGUAUGUAUGGACGGCAUGGUCUAUCUGUGAAGAGUUUGCAGAGCAAAGAGGAUUCCAUACAGCAAAAGCAGCACGACCUGAUGUUUACAGAGCUGCCAACACAAUUCUGCGUCUAACAGCGGAUGGUCGAAUUCUGUUAUCUUUUAAACCACCUGGAUUCUUUACUUCAUCCAAAUAUGAAAAACUUCGUGUAAUUGAAGCCGAUUUGAAGGAGGAUUCAGAAGACGAUGACGAUCCUUCAGAAGAUGAAUAUGAUCCUGGAAAUGUGCCAAAGAGACAAAACUUGUUAAUUACGAAAGGUGGCUUUAGUGCUUUAUUAUCUGAUUCAGAAUAAAUGUAUUAAUAAAAAUUCAGCGUGUUACACCAAUA
Molecule: messenger RNA, 1340 nt
Organism: Mucor mucedo
Lineage: Eukaryota; Fungi; Mucoromycota; Mucoromycetes; Mucorales; Mucoraceae
Exons: 5
Coding region: 295-1305 (336 amino acids)
Molecular function (GO): GTP binding; GTPase activity
Source: RefSeq, a predicted model, not a curated record